AUGGAUUGGAGUCUGAGGGACUCUGCCGAGCAAAGAAACAUUGAUAGGAGUGUGAGAGAUGCUGCUGAGCAAGGAAACAUUGAUGCCUUGUACGUAUUGAUAGAGAAGGAUGCACAUGUUUUGGAUAGGGUCGAUAAGAUUCCAUUUCUUGACACUCCUUUACACAUAGCUGUAUCUGCCGGGCACAUCCCUUUCGUCAGGGAGAUCAUGGGCUUAAAGCCCUCGUUUGCUAGGAAGCUUAACCAAUAUGGCUUAACCCCUCUUCACAUUGCUUUGCAAAACCAUGCUUUUAAUUUUGAAAAAGAUUACAUCUUGCAAAGAAAACAAGCCAUAUUGGUUGACCGACUACUUGAUUUUGAUAAGGACUUUGUCCGUGUCCGAGGAAGGGAGGGUGUGACUCCUUUGCAUUACGUAAUUCGAAAAGGAGACCUCUCUUUUUUGAAGAAAUUUUUAGAAGCUUGCCCCGAGUCUCUUGAAGAUGUGACAAUUCGAGGAGAGAAUGCCUUGCAUAUAGCCCUGAAAUAUGACAUGAUUGAUGUUUUUUGGUACCUAGUACAAUGGCUUGGGCGGGCUUGUUUUAAAGAUGCCAAAUUGUUGCAAGAGAAACUGCUUGAUGGGCGGGAUGACGACGGCAACACUCUUUUGCACGUUGCAGUAUCCAGAAAUCAACCUGAGGUAGUGUCGUGGUUAUUGGAUCGUGAACCACUAGUGUGGAGGUUACUGGAUGUUGGAUCAGUAGUUCAUAUAAAGAAUUUAGAGGGUCAUACGGUGCUUGGCAUCUUGGAACUCCAAAGCCAACAAACACAGGUGGACAACCAACGGAUUGGAAAGAUUCUACGACAACAUUGUGUGAGGCGUUUAACAACUAGACUUGAACAUUAUUUAAGAUCUUUUAUAACAAUAUUUGUGAAGUUUUACGUAGGAAUACGUCGCCGGCAAACAGUUAUAACAGAGGAGAGGCGGAAUGCGCUGUUGGUCGUUGCUGGCCUGCUAAUAACGGUCACUUACCCGGUAGCACUCAGCGCUGAUCAACCCAAUGAGUUCAACUGCAGAUCCCCCGAGUCCGAUCAACGCUACCGGUUCGGGUCACUUCAACUGCACAGCCCGGUUCAACCCUGACAGUGAAUCUCGAGACAAAUUUGUGGGAGUCUUUUACGGAAUAAACACUGCCGUCUUUUACCUGACAAACGUUACACUUUUCUUCCUCGUCCCUCCCAAUUUUAUUGGA
Molecule: messenger RNA, 1228 nt
Organism: Corylus avellana
Lineage: Eukaryota; Viridiplantae; Streptophyta; Magnoliopsida; Fagales; Betulaceae
Source: RefSeq, a predicted model, not a curated record